This is a messenger RNA of Ostertagia ostertagi, 1668 nucleotides long. NCBI's taxonomy places the organism in Eukaryota, Metazoa, Nematoda, Chromadorea, Rhabditida, Trichostrongylidae. The record is from the annotation of a GenBank genome assembly.
AUGAUCCGUCAACUCAAAUCAAUGAAAGCAUGUCACGACGACCCGCGUACUCUGCGAAACAACUUGAGCGAUGUGCAGGCUAUAAUAACUACCAUACAAAAACAAGGAGAAGUAAUUGACUCCACAUAUAUGACAACUAUGGUAAUCGAAACAUUCCCCAAAAGCAUUCAAGAAGAAAUCGCCGAAAAGAAUUUGACAAGUGGUACAGAGUGGACUAUGAACGAUCUCAUUGACAAUUUGACAAACAUUGUCAAACGUAAGGAACAUCUCGAGAGCCGUAACGAACACUUACGCGAACAACAUUCUCUUUUCCACACACGAACAAGCGAGCCCCUUCAGCUACAGUGCAUUGGCUGCGGCCGCCCUCAUAAGUUUGAUACAUGCUACAAAUUUCAAACUAUUCAGCAAAAAAUUAAUCAUCUAAAAACUUUAAACGUGUGCUGGAAGUGUUUCAAUACACAACACAGAACAAUAUUCUGUAACAAACCUAACUGCACACACUGUGGCGGCCUCCAUAACCCCAUCAUAUGCUUACGCUUACCAUCCGCAACGACAAGAUCUUUCCGAUAUCCUGCAGGAAUUCACAAACAUUUCGGACACAGAUCAACAACCCUGAAUGACUACGCUACGCAACAUCCUCCGAAGCUUUACAGACCACAACGGAAUUCCGCCUGGCGCCCCCUUACACCGGACGAUGCCCUGAGCAAUACCAACAUACAACAACUAGACAGAAGCAACCAGCCAGCAAUCACACACGCUCCACGCAACAGUAACUCCAUACGAAGACAAAACCAACGCUCUCCCAUGAAUAAAGUUAGAUACGCCCCCUUGCCGUAUAUUCCAACCGCUACUCACAUUAGUUUUCAGUCACAUAGCGGUCAUCAACCAGAAAUGAAAACACGCUUUUCUAACUGCAAUAAAACGAAUAUACACGCCCGCCUAAUGGUCGUGCCUUUGAUAGCCAGAAAUGACCACACUAAUAAAGAAGAACAAGUUUACGCCCUCUCUAGAUUCCGCUUCGGAUCAAUCAUUUAUUACAUUAUCAUUAGCAGAACGCCUACACCUCGCGCCUCACUCCGAAAACACCAUCAUUGUAAACACAUUCGGGGGACGUGCAGAGAAAAAACAUGUCAGGUUUGUCGAAACCUUGUUGCUCAACUCUCAUGGACAAUCCUUACAUAUACCAUCACAAAUGUCUUAACCAUAAUAGAGCUACAACCAGAAGAUAAACAUUUCUUGGAAGAAAAUUUCUCUACUCCUCCAGAGGUGAUACAAGAUUCAAGAACAGAAGUCGUUCCCGACAUCCUUUUGGGAAUAGACUACUUUAACACCAUAUUACUAGGCUCUUACGGGCAACCCAACAUGGACUACUCCGACCUGUGGAAACUUCCAGGGAUUGGCAUCGACGAACUCCAAACAAAUGAAGAACUUAACAAACAAAUAAUAGCAAAUUUUUAUUCAACCGUGCAACUUAAAAACGGGAAAAUCUAUAUACAAUUUCCUUGGAAGUCAAACAAACACUGCUUAGCCGACAAUUACAACCUAGCACUGAGCCGACUCCAUCAAUUAUGUAAAAUGAGAAUCAAGAAUCCCGAAUGCUGGGAAGAAUACUGCAACAUAAUUCAAGAACAAAAGACAAACACUUUAUCGAAGAAGCACCUCAUGUAA